GGUUGUACUGACACUCCAAAUUGCACGUUGGCCUUCGUGGAAAAAUCCCAAUCACAUAAACUAAUGCAGCUCCUCCUUUUCUCCUUUGGUUAGAACCAAAACCACCAUUAAUACAGAGCAUAUCUUAGCUUCGCUUCAAAUUGCCAUGAGAGCCCUCUAUUCAAAAUUCAUUUGACUCUUAUUCUCUCUCUCUCUUUCUCUCUCUCUUCAAAGCCAUGGCAAGCACAAGCACAGUAAUGCCAUUUUCAAAGCUGAAUAAUAAGUAUCUUUUUCUCUGCCCUUCAUCGCAAAGAGGCAUACAGAAGAAUAAUAUUAGUACUCCACCAUCACUGAAUUUCAGUCAAGUAGUACUUGGUCGUAAACCAAACAAACUUUAUGGUAUAAACUCAAAUAGCAGGUUUGCUGUAUUUUCUCGUUUCAAUGACCCAAUUGACGAAAAAAGCCUCGUACUCGACGAUGGUGUCUCUAUUUCCUCCAACAAUGGUAGUUCCCAGCUACAAGUUCAUUCAAGUAUGUGGAAGUGGAGGGGUUAUUCAAUCCGGUAUCAGCAUGCAGGAACCAGUGGCCCUGCAUUAGUAUUGAUUCAUGGUUUUGGAGCUAACAGUGAUCACUGGAGGAAAAACAUUUCAGUUCUUGCAAAAUCGCAUAGGGUAUACUCAAUUGAUCUAAUUGGUUAUGGAUAUUCAGAAAAACCAAAUCCUCGUCAAUUUGGGGACACCUCGUUCUACACGUUCGAGACUUGGGCAACCCAACUAAACGAGUUCUGUAAAGAAGUGGUUAAGAAUGAAGCAUUCUUUAUUUGCAACUCUAUUGGAGGAGUUGUUGGUCUUCAGGCUGAAAUUAUGGAACCGAGUAUCUGUAAGGGAAUAAUGCUUUUAAAUAUAUCUCUUAGAAUGCUUCAUAUUAAAAAGCAGCCAUGGUUUGCAAGACCUUUUAUAAGAUCAUUUCAGAAUUUGUUGAGAAAUACAGCCAUCGGUCAGUACUUCUUCAAAACCGUUGCCACUCCAGAAGCAGUGAGGAAUAUCCUCAGCCAGUGCUACCAUGAUACUUCCCAAGUGACAGAUGAAUUAGUUCAAAGCAUCCUUCUCCCGGGACUCGAGCCUGGCGCUCGAGAUGUGUUUCUCGAGUUUAUUUGCUAUUCAGGCGGCCCUCUUCCAGAGGAAUUAUUGCCUCGAGUGAAGUGUCCUGUUUUAAUAGGAUGGGGAGAUAAAGAUCCAUGGGAACCUAUUGAACUUGGAAGAGCGUAUAAGAAUUUUGAUUCUGUGGAAGACUUUGUUGUCCUUCCAAAUGUUGGCCAUUGUCCUCAGGAUGAAGCACCUAACCUUGUAAACCCUCUUGUGAAGUCAUUUGUGGCACGCCAUGCUACGUCUUCAACCGCAAAUCUUGCAUCAAAAACAGCCUCAUCAUAGCUUGUUCGCUUCUUCAAAAAUCAUUUUAAGCCCUAAAUAUAGGUUGUGUUAGUGUGGAUCUUAAACACCCUUGGUUUAGGGCUCUAUAACUCUAAAUGUCUAGCCAUAAUAUUAGAUGCAACACCUUGUAAACUUUAUCAUACAUUUUCUCUUUAUAGGAAUGAAAUGUGGGAAAUUUACAAUUA
Molecule: messenger RNA, 1594 nt
Organism: Humulus lupulus (European hop)
Lineage: Eukaryota; Viridiplantae; Streptophyta; Magnoliopsida; Rosales; Cannabaceae
Product: pheophytinase, chloroplastic
Exons: 8
Coding region: 216-1409 (397 amino acids)
Source: RefSeq, a predicted model, not a curated record